UCUUUUUUGACCCAUUUCUGAUCAGACCAAAAGUUUGUUAAAUAGAAAAAUAGUAGAUAGUAGUACUCAGUGCAGUAUUCAGGAAGUACACUACAUUCCAAACACAUCAAAAAAUAGGGUGAAAUUAGUUCAAUCUCAUAUGCAUAAACACACACACACACACACACACACAUGCAAUAUAUCAUUGAGGUCAACAUGUUUUUAAGGUCAUGACAAACAAAUUCCGUCAUUGUGUCAAAACCUUUGACUGCUGCUGUAGAUAGAUCGAUAACACACAUACAAACAUGUGUUUCCAUAUGAAAUGAAAGCCGUGACACUCAUCUGAGCUGCUGGGUUUGAUCGCCCCUGUUUUGCACAGUCAUAACUGGAAAGACCCUGAUCAAUAUAUGCAGUGUGUGUGUGUGUGUGUGCAUGCUUCCGCAGUGAACCGGUGGGAACAGCACGUGUUUGACAUAUACGUUGAGCAGAGGUGUAUUACUCAUACGUGAGCAGCAGUGGGUCUUCACACACACACACACACACACACACUGCAUGCGUCAGCACUGCAUUGUUUGUUCCAUUACAGUCGAAUUGAAACUGUAGCUUCCUGCUCUGCUGUACCAACUGAUUAGAAACACUAAUAAACUCACACAGAAUGAUGAAAGAUCGACCACAACACAGUCCUGCGCUGUUUUAACGCAACUGGUAUUUUUAUACUCGAAUGUACUAGAAAGUUCAGCUCGUAACUCUUUUACGUGACAUCGAGCGCUGUCUGGGCUCUGAGGGGGAGGAUGAGGGCAGUGUUUGGGGGAUGGAGGUUCUGGACAGCAGAGAUGCUCAGGAUAAAAUAAGCCUGACGGCCAGCGAGGGGACGGAGCCCGGCAGUCCCGCCCCGUGUGCCCUGAGUCCCCCGGCGGAGAGCUGGAUCCACACCCAGAACACACCCCGCAAAGACCCCGAACACUGCGACGGCAGCAUGUUCAGUCAGACUGACGCUCAUGUGAUCGACGACGCGCCGCAUUACCAAUCCGUGGUGCAGCUGAGGAAAGUGUCGCACCUGCUCAGCCCGAUUCACGUACAACAACACAACGGGUCCGUGAGCUCAUACCAUUUAGACGGCGUUCACGACGACAUGUCGCCUGUCUGCUGGUCACCGGGAGAACACGGGUCACCUGAGGGCAAAGACGGCGGACCCUUAAACUCUGACGGCCCACAGACGCCCGUUCAGACAUGCCCGUAUUGCCAGCGGACGUACCGGCGUGACGCGUCUCUGAGGGAACAUAUGAAGUUCUGCCAGGACCGGGAUGGAGGAGACAGCGUUUGCCCUCUCUGCGGGUUCAGUACGCCGUACCGCGCACAGAUGGAGCGGCACCUUAUGCUCCACAGCCAGACCCACGAGAAGAAUUCCUUGUCUGAGACCAGUAUGGAGAACAGGAAGUUCAAGUGUAAUCAGUGUGGAAAGGCCUUUAAAUACAAGCAUCACCUCAAAGAGCACCUGCGCAUUCACAGUGGUGAGAAGCCGUACGAGUGCUCGAACUGUAAGAAGCGUUUCAGUCACUCGGGCUCCUACAGCUCACACCUCAGCAGCAAGAAGUGCCUCAGCGGCGGCGCGGCGGCGAACGGAGCUCAUUUCAACGGACACUCCCAUCCCACGUACAUCUUCCCAUCGCCCACAUCGCCCCCUGUGGUCGGCGGGAGAAACGGCAGCCGAGGAAAAGGAUCUCCGUACGGCGCGCUGAGCCAGUACCCGCUGGAGUCCGCCGUGCCCGUUUUGAGCCGGUCGUGGGACCCCGCGGAGGAUUUGGCCAUGAGGACGGGCGUGUUCAAAGGCACCACGCUGCUGCCGUUGCUGCAGUCGCGCAGUAAGUUCGAAAACCUGCUGCAGGAGAUGCUCCGCCGGGAGGUGGGAGACGAGGCACGCAAAAACGACAGAUCGCCUGCGCACAAUAACGCACACCUGUCGCCGCCCCAGCGCGCGUCUUGGCAUUCGGUCCCGCAGCAGAUCCUCGUGCCUUUACCGACGCCCUUGCAACUAGCGCAAGAUUCCCCGCACAAACACUGGCCGGGUGAAGAAGGCGGCCCGACGUCUCCGACGUUACCUGAACGCCAGCACCUGAUUGGCUCGCGGUUUGGCUCUCCUCCUUACCUGGAUCUGUCAAUCAACACAUCUCCGCGUCAAUCAAGCCAUCAUAUUCAGAACGAACCUUUAGACUUGUCCAUCCCUAAACCUCAUUCGGCCUCCGCCGUGCCACGAGAGACCAGAACUUGUAACGGUUACUCGCCGCAGCAGGAAAGACACAACGGCGAGACCGCGUUCAAGAGACUGACUCCGCCCUCCCAGCAGCAGGUGGGCGGGGCUUAUGCAGCGUCGCCGCUGUUUAGCAGCACGGUGUUCAGCAGCUACCCUCUCUUCAAUCACAUGAUCCCGGGACACAACGGCCUGACAUCACUUCCUCUCACGCCACCAACACCAAGCCCAGGCUUCCUGUCUCCAGUGGCGUAUAUGGUGGAGGCGGAGACAGAAUCAAUGCUGAAGAGAAUCCAACAUGAAAGACAUUCAUUUAUGACUGAAGCGAUGAGUCGUGGUGGUCUGGAGUAUCUGUCGCUGAUGGAUGAUGGGAUGGACGGAGAGAUCGGCCCCGGGAGAAAGAGACUGAAAAAGACGGAGGAAGGACUGUACGCCUGCGAUAUCUGCGACAAAACCUUCCAGAAGAGCAGCUCUUUACUGCGCCAUAAAUAUGAGCACACAGGAAAGCGACCCCACGAGUGUCAAACCUGUAAGAAGGCCUUUAAACACAAGCAUCAUUUAAUUGAACACAGCCGUCUGCACUCAGGAGAAAAGCCGUAUCAGUGCGACAAGUGCGGCAAACGCUUCUCUCACUCGGGCUCGUACUCUCAGCACAUGAACCACCGUUACGCCUUCUGCAGUCGAGACAGUGACCCGGACGGACCCGGAGAGGACGCGGGCGUUCCUUACCUGAGCCCCGUCACGGAACGCGGCGGCGGCGGCACCGAGGGACCCGCUUCGGCCCUGGAGGACAGCGGCGCCUUUCUCAGCGACUCCAGCCUGGAGGGAGCGGCGCUGGAGUUCAGAGACGAGGAGGAGGAUGAGGAGGAGGAGGAAGAGGAAAACUCCCUCAGCAACCACGUUUACAGUCGAGGGAUGAGAACGGAAGGGGUUUCCCUACAGAUGAAGGAAGAGACUGCGGAAAAACCCUCUGGAAGUGAGCAACACGAAGACAUGCAGAGAGCCAACGAGAUGGAGUGAGACGAAUGACUCUUCACCAGUGUUUACCAAAGAUGUGAAAGACGCACAUUCACUGACUGACACUCUGGGAUACGCUUCGUCUUUAGUGUUCAAGCCUGUGCCUCGCGCCAGUCAGAUUGAACUGUGAACAAACACAAUCCAGUGCCAAAUAUAAACCAACGCUUCUCCAAAGACUUGAUUCAUCACCACAAUCCAGAGCGGAAAAUCACUGUGAGAGGCAGAAAUGAGUCAAGUUCAGAAGAAAUUACUAAAUAAUUACGAAAGAAAUCAAUAAAUGCCAUCAGGCAAAGAUAAGAAUGAAUGAUCUCAGAAAAACUGCCAAGAAUUGCAUCAAUUGCAUUUUGCAUCAAAAUAAUGGGGAAAAAAAUUAAAUAUGAAAUUAUAUUUUGCAUAAAGAAAAUUAUGCCUGUUUUUAGGACCAUUAAGAGUUUUCACACUGGCAUUAAAAUCACAUUACUGUAAGGGGAAAAAAUAAAAUAUAUCAUUUUUAUAUCAAUUUGAUAUUAUAUAGCAAUAUAUAUAAAAUCUCAUCUUAUGCAAAAAUAAUGCAAAAAUAUUUAUUACACAAACAUCAUGGUAUUUGUACUGCCUUUAAUAUAUGCUGUUAUAAAAAUGUAAAAAAAAAAAAAAAAAAAUUGCAUUACAAAAACUUAUUGAAAAUGUUGAUGCAAAAAUCUUAAUGGUUCUAAAAGAAGGCUUCAUUUUCUUUAUACCAUAUAUAUAUAUAUAUAUAUAUAUAUAUAUGUGUGUGUGUUUUUUUCUUUUGAUUUUAAAUUGAAACAUGACCAUAUUUACACGAGACAACCACAGAUAUUGAAAUAUUAAAUAUUUCAACAUAAAACAAGUAUUUAGAGUCUAGUAUUUCAGCAGCAUUCACAGUCGAGCAGCAGUAAUCGAGGGUUCGUUAAUGACUGGUUAGAUUAUGGAUCAUUCAGACGGCUUUUAUGGUUUUCUAUGUCAUAAUUAUCUCAGACUGCACUAUAACUCAGAACAAGAUUAAACACAGAUUUGACAUCUCUGACCUGGAAAAACAGUACAAUUGGCCGAUAAUGACAGACAUAAAAACCUCAAACCGAAGUUUUACCUUCUUUUCAGCACGAGCAGUUCAACAAACACAGACCAAAUAUUUGCAUCAAAUAAUGUGUUUUUAAAUAGUGUUCAUGUUGCAAUACUAUCAUAAAGUGUCUUUUUGAGAAAGAAAUAAGCUGGAAUACAUAUGCAUAUAGUCUGUUAUGUGUUACUCUGAAUACGACCUCAGAAACAGCUUCAUACUGCCAAUUAUGCAAGAGUUUCAUUAACAGAACAACAUCAAAAUGAAAGCGGUGCUUUUAGUCUGUCUUCAUUCAUUUAUUACUCUGCUUUUCUUCUUUAUAAAUUCUCAGUUUACCGGUAAACAUGGACCGAAAUGCUUCUUGCACACGAGAACCGUGCAGUAUUUUCACCAGUGUUAUUUUUAUACAAAUUUUAAGCUUUGUUAAAAUGUUAAUACAUAAUCUUUGUAAUAAAUUUGUACAUAUUUUGAAAAAAAAUACAGGCGCUGGAGUUUUUAUUGUGCUCUUCAAUAAGUGUUACACUAUAAUCAUCUUGCUCUAAAAGUCAAAUCUCAAGAAGCACAAUAUUGGUAAUGACUGAAGAAUGCAGUUUCACGAUUAUUCACACAGGUCGUAAAUCGGACAGCAGGAACGCUGGACUGAAAUCACCAGUCGUUUUUUUUUUUUUUUUUCCUCCAUUUUAAUGAUUUCUUUCUAAUGACAUGAAAUGACUGGCGUUGAGGUAAGUGUGUCACUUUACCGUGGUAAGGGGGGGGGAUCCCGUUUACACUACUGACUCAAAUCUGCACUGAUUUCAGGCCUCCACCUAAACAUGCUAAAAAAGUGCGGUUAAAGUCAGCCAGUCUGCAAACGGAUGUUGUUUUACAUUUUUAUAACAUAUAUAGUGGUCUCUGGGUUCAGAGAAGAGACCAAGAGACUCAAAAGAGAAGAAAAAUCGCCCACACUGUAAAAAAAGAAUGAGUCAUGGCAGCUUGUUUAUUUCAACUCAUCAAUAUAACUUAAGCAAUUUCAACUUUUUUUUAGCCUAUAAGUUAUACAAGGUACUGUACGCGCACCGCCGGAUUUUUGUAACUCGCACAUGCCCAUUUAAUUUGUUUUUCAGUAAUUAGUUUAUCCACAAGAAUUGUAAACAGGCACUACAGAAAGUACCUAUUAAAAGCAAUUUGAACCAAGUGAUUUCAGGGGGGACCCAAUUUGUCACUACACCGGAACGCAUGCAAGCUACAGCGACAAUGGAGGCCUAUAUAGAUGAGAGAUUGUGCGAAGAGGUUAGAAAGUGUCCUCAUUUGUACAACUUUAGCAUGAAAGAAUACAGAAUUGUUUACAUGGGUUGUAACUGGUGGCGAGAGAUUGCGCAUGCGUCGAACGCUUGUGUACGCAUACGAGUCAAGUGAAGUAUACUUUGCAAGGCUGUGCCUUCGACUAGCAUACAUGUAAAAAAAAAAAAAAAAAACGAAGUAUACUCUCCAACUUCUGGGGAAUCACUCAUUUCAAACAAACGCCGAACUGAGGAGAGUCUGCUAGCUAAAAGAGAAUGCGACAGAGCUCGUAAUAAAACAAGAAUCAACAUCAGCUUGGCUUUUCAGAGAUGGCGAGAACUGAGGGAUUUGAAAUGUUGUAAAAGCAACGCGGAGAUGAUGUUUUUAUUACUCAACAGGUCAGUAAUGUGUUUUAUUGAACAGAUAAAUUGCCAUAUGUAGCUCUCUAUCAGAGUUCACUGUAAAACAUGAUUGUGAAGGAUUUCAUUGUAGUCGUUGUAGCUUUGCUGGAAUUUAUUUUCAAGGAAGUAACUUACAUUGUCUAUUAAUGGGUAAAGCUACAGCAACGUCUUCAGCUAGUCAGCUUGAGAUCCUUUCCAUCUAAACUGGUUAUAUCUCGUAGGCCUAGUAGUGAAUGUUUUAUGGGCAGAAAGAUAAUAUUCAUCCUCACACCGUGUCCUAACCAGACGCGACGCAAUAAAAGGUAUCUUUUCAAUGUUAAUCGGAGUUUUUGUCCUAAUUAGCCGCGACGGCGACACGCGAUGAUUCUAUUUUAGAAACGCUUUCUAUUUUUCUUCGACGUCGCGGAUGGAACAACAACACUGUAUAGCAAUGAUAAUAUCAGGUGCUGUUUAUGUGUUUUAUUUAAUGUAAAAUGUGCUUUAUUUAAUGUUAAAAGCGUCUGAGUUUGAAUAUCAUUUUGUGUGUCUUUUAUAGCCGUACUGAAAGCAACAAUGGACAAUUUACCUCAGAUCUUCAAAAUAAAUGAAAGGAAACAAGAACGUUCAAACGAUCAACUCAUUGUGAACAGAAAAGUGUAUUCUAUGACGAAGAUUGUUUCAGUGACCAGUAAGUAUUUUUAAUAAUGUUAAAAUGUAGAGCUUGCAGAAAGCGCCGCCCACGCGCUCUUCUGAUUGGCUGUGAUUUUUUUGAUUGACUUGAUCACGUCUCGUAGUCGCAUCGCGUCUGGUGUGAACAAAUUGUUUGUCGCUGGAAUCUUAUCGCAUCGAGUCUGGUUGUCACAAGCUGUUUCCAUCCAAAGUUGCGAAUUUAACUUGUGCGCAAAUUUUGAAUAUCGCAUAAAACAUUUGCGAAUAAAGCACUGUUUCCAUCUAGUGAGUCGAAGAGAAUAAAAUCGUUACUUCCAGAUAAAUUGGCGCUAAAUACCACUAAGAAAAAUGGAAGUUGCUGCAGUAGAAGCGACUGUAUAUAAUAAUUUUCGUAUAUAAUAAAUUACUUGCGCCUCAGAGCGCGCAGACGAACCCCAAUAAACAGUCAUGUUAUCUUGCAUUCAGAUGUGUGAACACAAUCGUGUGAGAUGCUUCUGGAAGGGAAUUAUACUGAAAUAUACCUUUCUCUACCAGCGUUUUUUGAAUGCGAUAUCCCAUAAUGCGCAUAAAAAUAGGUGGAUGGAAACCGCGCUGAAGCACAACCAAAACAAUGUUCUUACGCAAAAUGCAUUCAGUUUUGAUUUUUAACCGCUAGAAGGCCAAAAGUUAUGGGGUUUUUUUUACAUUGCUUUUAAGUAAAAUUUAAAUAAUAACAAAUAAAUUUAAAUAAUAACAAAUCCUCUAUUGAACAAGUGAUACUUAGAUCAUAAUAUAAUUCAGCUGCUCGUUUCUAAACCAUUAUUAAUGUGUGUGAACCGCCUUAUGAACCGAUCCGAGAUGAUUUUCUGUCACUUCAGAAUAAAUAAAAAACAGAAGUUCUUUCCAGAUAGAUUUUCUGUUUCUUUUUAUUGUCAUAAUUCUGAAAUACAGAAUUUAAAGGGAGACAAAAGCAAGUUACACCGAUUGAGGCCUCGUGAACGGGUGUUUUAUGACUAGUCAUCUUCAUCAUGGACAGAUAAUGAAAGGAAACGUCACACAAAACUGAGAGUUCUGACAGUAAAAUGAAGUAUUCAGAGACUCUGAACAGUUUUCAAAAACACUGAGAAUAUGAGGAGAAACAAUGAAACUGAAUGAAUCACGCUUCAUCCACAAAUCUGUUUCUCUUUAAAGAACAAUUUCACCUACAAAUCAUCAUUUACUCACCCUAAUCUCACUUUCUCCUGUAUAUGAACACAAAAGGAGAUGUUUAGCACAAAAUACACAAUCCUGUUCAAAUAUACAGAAAUGCAAGCAAGAUUUGAAAGCUGCAACAAAGAGAAUAUUUGCAGUUUCUUUUUCCAUUUAGGAGUUGCAUGCAUGAAAAUAACUGCAUUAAAACUCACAGAAGAAACAAAGUCAAACCGGUUUGGAGUGACAUGAAGGAGAGUAAAUGAUCAUUUUAAGCUUAUUAACAGGUUCAUCUAAUUAUAAUGAGCUUCCUCGAAGGGCAACAACACUGAAUUAUUUCAGAAAUAACAAUAUAACAUCAGUCCUUUCUGUUCUGCUUUUGGAGAACCUUCUUUGCGGCCCCUUGUGGAAUUGAAAUAAUAAGAAAAUAAAAAAUGAAUAAAUAUAUAAAAUCAAACAUUAAAAAGUGUGUACGCGUUCCCGGUUCAUUUUCCUCUGCCUGGCUCUUUUUGUCGAGAGCCAAAGCCACAGUCCAUAUAAAAUUACCAAACCGCGGUGUGGGGCGGGUGGGGGAUGCACAUUUUUUAAACAUAUGCAUUUUUAGUUCCUCUUUUGUUCUGUUAUUAAAAGCAGAGUUUUGGACAAAUGGCAGCGGAGCUCCACCCGCUCUGAGACUGGCACACACACACACCUCUGAACUUCCUCUAUCUCACACACACACACACACACACACACACACACUCAGCGACCGCAUCGGAACAAUGGAAAGGGAAUUACGUCGCAUUCUGGAGCGAAUUGCACCCAGUUUUAUUUCUCCAUUAAAAGGCGAUUAAAUGACUCAAACUUUUGACCUGUGCUGCUCUUUAUGAUUAUGGAGUGACACGUACAGCUUUAUUUGGAAGCUUUCUGUCUUUUGCAUUGUGCAUUAAAUCUACAUGAGCUCUGAGAAGGGAAUCGUUUCAGAUAAAAACACUUAAAAGGCACUAGGGAUGAAAUCUGUUGGAAGACGGAUCGCCACACACACACACACA
Messenger RNA from Ctenopharyngodon idella (grass carp), 8805 nucleotides. RefSeq names its product zinc finger E-box-binding homeobox 2-like. Gene Ontology annotation, molecular function: DNA-binding transcription factor activity, RNA polymerase II-specific; RNA polymerase II cis-regulatory region sequence-specific DNA binding. The coding region runs from base 791 to 3247 and encodes 818 amino acids. The transcript has 8 exons. Gene Ontology annotation, biological process: anatomical structure development; regulation of transcription by RNA polymerase II. The record is from RefSeq and is a predicted model, not a curated record. NCBI's taxonomy places the organism in Eukaryota, Metazoa, Chordata, Actinopteri, Cypriniformes, Xenocyprididae.